This is a messenger RNA of Rotaria sordida, 957 nucleotides long. The record is from the annotation of a GenBank genome assembly. NCBI's taxonomy places the organism in Eukaryota, Metazoa, Rotifera, Eurotatoria, Philodinida, Philodinidae.
AUGGACUUGCUCUAUACUAACAUUUCACCGAAUGUCGAAAUCAUUGCACAUGAACUAUUUCGUAAAUAUCAACCGUUUUGUUGGCGUCGAACAUAUGGACGUGGUGUUGGACAUCCAUUGAAUGCUUGUCCUGUUGAUCAACCGGACAAAAGUGGUCUUCUUUGUUAUCCUAAAUGUCAAGAUGGAUACAUAGGCAUCGGUCCUGUCUGCUGGGAAGAUUGUGGAAAUAUGACAGCGGUUGGCAUCUUUUGUGUAGGUACCAGUAGUUCAUUUCAUUUAUUAUCAAAACAUGACACAUUUCUCAAACGAUUGUUUUCAAUUGAUUCAACCAAUGAUUCAAAUUAUGAAUAUUCAUAUACACGUAUUUUUGUACGUAAAAGCUAUGGUCGAGGUGUUGGUACACCCAUGAUCUGUUCAAGUGAAUAUGAGCAAAGUGGUGCACUUUGUUAUGUACCAUGCGAUAAAAAAUUUAUUGGAGUUGGUCCUGUUUGUUGGCAGCUGUGCCCAUCAUUUCAGUCUUUUACAUGUGUUGUUGGUUGUGCAAUAACAGCAAGUGAUUGUAUAACGACCAUUUUGGAAUUGACUGUUGCAGCUUUGGACAUUCUACAUUUUAUUCUUGGUGAUAUUUCUGUCGAUAAUGCCAUUGCUAAUCUUAUUGCUAGUGCGACUCAAAAUGAUUGGCCAGCAGUAGCUAAGAAUACGUUAAUUCUAUCAGAACAGUUUACUGAAAAAGUAUUAUCAUAUUUCUUGAAAAAGUUUAGUGAUUGGCCAGUAGAUACGAUUGAAGAAACAACGAAAAAUACCAGCGUUCUUCUAACAGUAGCUGCUCUUCAAAAUGCUGAAAGUUUAGCACCAUUUACCAAACUCUUUUCCCUCGAUUAUAUUAUUGCUGCAUUUAAUAAAGGUCUAUGUGACUUGCCUGACGAACUUCCCCAUUCAUUGCCAAUUGCUAUAUGA